AUAUAAGCGGAACAUGGGCCCAGCAUCCGCAGUCAGCCAGUCAGUCAUUCAGUCAUUCGGUCAUUCAGUGCUCGGUAAAAUAGUGCCUGCCCGCCCGCUCGAAGUCCAAUACGCAUGAUGAAUCGAAUGAUUGCGUUACUAGUGGCAGCUGUAAUUGCUGUUACAGCUACACAUGCGGAAGAGGAAUUGGUGGCAGUCGUCCAUCUAAUAUCGUCAUCUCCCUCAAGAAAUGUCACGGGUGACUUGAAGAUUGUUCAAACUCCCCUGGAUGGACCUGUAACUAUCACUGGCAAGAUCUCCGGACUCACGGAAGGGUCACACGGUUUUCAUGUGCACGAAAAGGGAGAUUUGAGUGAGGGUUGCAAAUCCGCGGGAGCGCACUUCAACCCUGAGAACAACACUCAUGGCGCCCCGGAAGACACUGUCAGACAUGUCGGCGAUCUAGGAAACGUUGUGGCCAAUUCUGAGGGAGAAGCGGUAAUAAAUAUCACUGACAAUAUCAUUUCGCUGAGAGGAUCGAAUAGCAUCGUGGGACGAUCCAUAGUUAUACAUUCCGCUGAGGACGAUCUUGGCAAGGGCAAUCAUUCUCUUUCUUUGACAACCGGAAAUUCUGGCGAUCGCUGGGCCUGUGGUAUCGUUGGCAUCGAGUCGUCGUACGGGAAAUGGAAUUCUGGCUCAUUUACUACGCCGAGCGUAUCGAUCCUUGUGAUAUUCUUCCUCAUCGCAGUACAUCAACACCUCAAAUUCUAACUCCCAUGGGAGCUUCAAGUAAUUCCGUGUCUUGUACGAAGAUAAGUAAAUUACAUUUGCAUCUUGAGCUCACAAAUAGCGAAAGCUGCGACUAUCGACUAUUCGUUAACAAUAUCAGCAGUAGCAAAAUUUUAACUACCGCUAUAGAGCGUCGCAGAGUAGCGUUGUGUCAGCAAUUCUUAAUUAUUUUGACGUAAAUGUGACUUACUGGCCGGUUACUAUAAAUCUCAUUGCAAUAAACCGACGAGUAGUUCGAUUUUUUAUGUAUCGGUGAACAUCGAACUAUAUCAGAUUGAUAU
Messenger RNA from Trachymyrmex septentrionalis, 1049 nucleotides. RefSeq names its product superoxide dismutase [Cu-Zn], chloroplastic-like. Bases 115 to 750 code for a protein of 211 amino acids. The transcript is spliced from 5 exons. Gene Ontology annotation, biological process: removal of superoxide radicals. Lineage: Eukaryota; Metazoa; Arthropoda; Insecta; Hymenoptera; Formicidae. The record is from RefSeq and is a predicted model, not a curated record. Gene Ontology annotation, molecular function: superoxide dismutase activity; copper ion binding.